GGACCUCACACCAUUGACCAUUCACAGACAGAAGGUGAAUCCGGCGUCUGGGGGACCUCUCUCUCUGUCUGUCUGCUGGCAACCUGAUCGACGAACAUCACCAACGCCCAUAAAGCGGCAAUAUACAGGAAAUAAACCGAGCUGCUAGAAGUCUUUUUCCCUUCGACAGACGCAUUUGUGCCAGUGCGGUGGUAGUGAUUUUGGAGGGAAGCAUAUUGUAUAACGUUAUCAGUUAGAAUUCUCUGAUGUAUAACAUCAACUGUAUAACUUAAGUUAGCUGCUUUAUUACUGCGUAGCUAGCUCUCCCUGGUUUGGACUGAUACAACGUUGACUUCGACUGCUUGAUUCCCGUCCACCCGAAAAAUGGCAACCCAAAUCGAUAAAGAGGCUUGCAGAGAGGCUUACAACCAAGUCAGAGAUGAUAGCACGGAUACCAAUUGGGCUGUGUUUAAAUAUGAGGGCUCCAUGAUCGUGCCUGCAGGACAAGGGACUGACUACGAGGACUUCAAGAGGAUGUGCACAGAUGAUGCUCGUCUGUUCGGCUUCGUCCGGAUCACGAUGGGAGACGCCAUGAGUAAACGAGCCAAGUUCACUCUCAUCACCUGGAUCGGUGAGAACAUCAGCGGGCUGCAGCGCGCCAAGAUCAGCACCGACAAGGCGAUGGUCAAAGACAUCGUGCAGAACUUUGCCAAGGAGUUCAUGUUUAGUGACCCGAGGGAACUGGAUGAGGACAACAUCCGCACAGAGCUGAAGAAGGCGGGUGGAGCCAAUUAUGACGCUCAGGCCGAGUAAAGAAGUGCCACGGUCCACUGGAAGGGUUGGGGUUGGAGGGGUCGGGUCCGGUCAGGGUGGGGUGGGGUGGAAUAAGUGGGGGUGGGGAGUGUUGGGGCAGGGCUGCUACCUCUUGAGGAGAGGGCGAGGCGGGAUGGAGAGGGCACUUGUUGAAAGGGAAAUGCACGCACCAAACACAUUUUACAUUCAAAUUGAUGGCGAACAAUUUGUUCAUUUACAAGAACACAGGUCCACACAAACAAAGCAGAGGUGCACCAGGAGCAGUUUGUAGAACCAGUUUAAGUGUUUCAAAUACUAACCGAACACUGUUUAUGCUGCUUAAUAAUGUCUUAUUAUAAAAUAUUCUUGUUUUUUUCAUUAGUUUAACACCUUAUUAAUGUACUAUCAACAACUUCGUCAGAAUGGGUUAACAGAUAAAAACACAUCAGAGUUACUGUAGUUACUGAGUGUAUUGGCACACAUCCUGACAGUACAGAUGCUGUUGGUGCACCUCUAAAAUGGUAACAUCUGCAUUAGGGCGCUUAUAUACUUGAUUUUAACAAAGCUUAUGUGUGAGCUACAUUGUUCACAUACUUGCUUGCAUCGGUUUGUGCAUCAGGAAAAUUAAAAAGUACAUCUGGGUGCAGAUCAGAGCCAAAUUGUCACUGGUCGACAUUGGAAUAUCUUCCUUCAGACCUUCAGACUUUGCACACAUAAAGAUACCUUAACAUGGUGACACUCAAGAUUGUUACUGUAUUGUUAAAGGAAUAGUUUGAUAUUUUUGCUUUUUCCCAGAGUUAGAUGAGAAGAUCGAUACCACUUUCACGUCUUUACGGUAAAGUUAAAGCUAGAGCCAGCAGCUGGUUAGCUUAGCUUAACAGGGAAACAGCUAGCCUGGCUCUGUCCAGAGGUAACAAGAUCCGCCCACCAGCACCUUUAAAGCUCACUAAUGAACAUUUCAUAUCUUGUUUGUUUAAUCUGUACAAAAAGUGAAGUGUAAAAAUGUCACUAUAGCAGUUGCAUGGCAACCAGCAGAGACUCCAGGAAGUCACUGUUCCUGACCUUGAAAUAGUCCCGCACCUAACCCACCGUAAGACGGCGAACUGCCAUUAUUACACUUUGUUUAUUGUUCCCAUUAAACAAAUGAGAUAUAAUGUAUUAAUUAAUGAGCUUUAGAGGUGUUGGUAGGUAUAUUCUUUAUUUAACCUUUUGUCAGAGCCAGGCUCUUUUCCCCUUUUUUCAGUCUUUAUGCUGAGCUAAGUUAAUCAGCUGCUGGCUGUAGCUUCAUGUUGACAGAUAUGAGAGUGGUAUUGAUAUUCUCAUCUCCCUACCAUCAACAAGAAAGCAAAUAAGCACAUUUCCCAAAAUCUCAAACUACUCCUUUAAGGGCUGGAUUUAGUCCAAAAAUGUACACUGACAGCGGAUGCCAUUGCGGUUCUGUUACUACAUUGCGUGGCUGCAUUCACUGACGUCUCCACACUCACAAACGUGUACAUAAAACGGCGAUCUGAGGAUGCGCCCAACCAACGCUCUGAAGGAGCGCAGAAUAUGCAAGAUAGCCAUCAUACGCACACAAACGCGUAAUUUAAAGCAAGUGUAUAAGCGCUCUUAAAGAUCACAGACUGCCUUCUCUCCUCUCCUACCCUCUGCCCUCUCCCCAGUCAGCUCAUGGUUGGUUAUCUGCUGUGCUGUGCAUCAUCAUCUCACAAUCAUCCUUAUCUCAGCUGGGCUGCAGUUGACCUAUUUGAAGUUACAUCAAGGCUUCAGCACUGUUUGCUUGGAAUAAUUUCAUGUAAUGAGGAUGUGAAAAACUGAGGGGUUUCACUUUAAAAUGCCAUAUUGUGAUCAUGGAUCAUGUUGUAAGAAUGAGUUCACUGACAAGGAUAGAUGUCUCCUUUUGAAAUGAAAUGAUUUACUUGCAGGCAUGUGUUGACACCAGAGCAUGCUCUUAAGUCAUGAUACACUGUACCUCCAGGAGGAAAAGAUCUCCAUUUUCUAACAGUAUCCUUGGUGAUGGUUGGUGGCUUGCUUUGAGUAAGCUUGAGUCAUAGUGCUAAGUACAUAUUUAGCCACCUCUUCAUCUCUAGCCAGACAGCUGUGUUUGGAUUACAGCCUCAAAGUCAACCAUUACGUCUUGUCCUGAGAUGGACUGUAAUUCAUCCUCCUGUCCUCAUACUUGUGCUUUAUGCUGUGAAUCCCUUUUAUCACUAGUCCAAAUGUGUCUUUUUGGACCUUAUUUCAAAGUACUUUUUACAUUCUCCUUCCAGUUUCUGUUGGAGCAGUUUCUAAAGCUGGGGCAGAAUUUGUACGGCAAAGAAUGAGACUCUUUGUCUUACAGGAGGCUUUCUGCCUGUAGAUAAUACGUCAUAGAAAUACAGAGAAACAACUGAUAUAUUGAUCAUUCUGCAGCACUUGUAGUCAAGUAUGGAAUGUUCCCCAAAAUCUCAAAGGAUUUUGAGAAUGGAGAUCUUUUCUUUUGAUGUCUCAUCUCACGGUAUCCAUGCAUACUAUAACCUACUGUGUUUGACUGCCUUAGUCUCCCAGGGAGAGAGGGGCAUCAUAAGAGCUUGUGGACACUACACUGUGAUUGGCUAUCCUCCUUGCAUGGGGGCGGGACUUUGAUCGGCAUGUGGCUCAUCAUGAUGUGGGCCUGGGCCAUCAUCCCAACCCAGGAGGAGCCAUUUCUCGGUUGUAGCAUCUCUGUUUAUUUGGUUUCAACCCUCCCUUCCCCCGCAAAAAACAGGAUUUUCUUUUUCUUGUGCUUUUUUGUUUUUGAGAUUAAUUUUAUUUUCUCUGAAGAGUUUUACCUUUUGAUUUUAUUUUUAAGAGCAUUGUUAUCUUGGACAUUGGUGGAAGAGAUUUUCAAAAAAUAUUGCAAAAAAGAAAAAGAAAGAAAAAGAAAGAAAACUGAGUGGGCACAAGAUCAGUCAUUUCAAAAUAAAAAAAAUGAUGUUUUUUUCCAAAA
Messenger RNA from Siniperca chuatsi (mandarin fish), 3736 nucleotides. It is a transcript of the gene cotl1, whose product is annotated as coactosin-like F-actin binding protein 1. The record is from RefSeq and is a predicted model, not a curated record. NCBI's taxonomy places the organism in Eukaryota, Metazoa, Chordata, Actinopteri, Centrarchiformes, Sinipercidae. Gene Ontology annotation, cellular component: plasma membrane; actin filament; cortical actin cytoskeleton. The coding region runs from base 364 to 792 and encodes 142 amino acids. Gene Ontology annotation, molecular function: actin filament binding. The transcript is spliced from 4 exons. Gene Ontology annotation, biological process: regulation of actin filament polymerization.